Acanthosepion pharaonis is the source of this 681-nucleotide messenger RNA. The record is from the annotation of a GenBank genome assembly. Lineage: Eukaryota; Metazoa; Mollusca; Cephalopoda; Sepiida; Sepiidae.
AUGGAUUCCCAUUCAUACGUUUCUUCUUCUUCUUCUCCUCCUCCUCCUUCUUCUUCUUCUUCUCCUCCUCCUCCACCUCCUACUUCUUCUUCUUCUUCUUCUUCUUCUUCUCCACCUCCCCUCUCCCCCUCCCCCUCCUCCUCCUUCUUCUUCUUCUUCUUCUUUACUUCCUCCUCCUCCUCCUUCUUCUUCUCCUCCUCCUCCUUCUUCUUCUUCUGGAUAUAUUUGCUCUUCCUAUCCUUUUUAAUCAAUUAUUAUUAUUAUUAUUAUUAUUAUUAUUAUUUCUUCUCCUUCUUCUCCUUCUUCUUCUCCUUCUUCUUCUUCUUCUUCUUCUCACAUGAUCACUCUUUUCUUUCGUUGAGCUUACAUAUAAAUUCUUUCCUCUUUACUGCCUCCCCUUUACUUCUCAUCCUACUUCUCUUUUUUCCUUUCUUUCUCUCUCCUUCUCACUCCCUUUUAACUUCUCGCUCGGUCUUCGCACCGUUUUGCUUUCUUUCUUUCUUUUUUAUUUUUUUGCACAUCCUCGUCUUCUUUCUUCGAGUCAGCUUUUCCUUUUCUUCUCCGGGAUUUCAUCUUUUCUCUUUCGAGUCUUUCGACGAAUCGCACUCAUACCAUUACUGGCAGCACCGCUACACUUUUGUACGAAAACGAAACGAUCAAAAUGUCUCCUUGGCGAGCUAG